Molecule: messenger RNA, 1365 nt
Organism: Gordionus sp. m RMFG-2023
Lineage: Eukaryota; Metazoa; Nematomorpha; Gordioida; Chordodea; Parachordodidae
Product: sporozoite surface protein 2-like
Exons: 4
Source: RefSeq, a predicted model, not a curated record
AACCCUAACCCUAACCCUAACCCUAACCCUAACCCUAACCCUAACCCUAACCCUAACCCUAACCCUAACCCUAACCCUAACCCUAACCCUAACCCUAACCCUAACCCUAACCCUAACCCUAACCCUAACCCUAACCCUAACCCUAACCCUAACCCUAACCCUAACCGUAACCCUAACCCUAACCCUAACCCUAACCCUAACCCUAACCCUAACCCUAACCCUAACCCUAACCCUAGCCCUAAUCCUAACCUUAACCCUAACCCUAACCCUAACCCCAACCCUAACCCUAACCCUAACCCUAACCCUAACCCUAACCCUAACCCUAACCCUAAUUUUAACCCUAACCCCAAUCCUAACUCUAACCCUAACCUUAACCCUAACCUUAACCCUAACCCUAACCCUAACCCUAACCCUAACCCUAACCCUAACCCUAACCCUAACCCUAACCCUAACCCUAACCCUAACGCUAACUCUAACCCUAACCCUAGCUCUAACCCUCGCCCUAACCCUAAUACUAGCACUAACCCUAACCCUAACCUAAACCCUAACCUAAACCCUAACCCUAAACAUAAACUAAACCCUAACCCUAGCUCAAGCUCUUACACUAGCUCCAAUCCUAAUCCUAAACCUAACCCUAACUCUAACGCUUACCCUAACCUUAGCUCUAAUCAUAACACUAACCUUAACCCUAGCCUUAAACCUAACCAUGACCAUAAUCCUAACCUUUAUCUUAACAUUAACCCUAACCAUAAUCGUAGCCAUAUUCCUAUCCCUAUUUCUAACCCAAACCCUAACUCUAACCAUAAUCCUAGCCCUAUCCUUAUCCCUAUCCCUAUCCCUAUCCCUAUCCCUAUCCCUAUCCCUAUCCCUAUCCCUAUCCCUAUCCCUAUCCCUAUCCCUAUCCCUAUCCCUAUCCCUAUCCCUAUCCCUAUCCCUAUCCCUAUCCCUAUCCCUAUCCCUAUCCUUAACCCUAAACCUAACCCUAACCCUAAGCCUAACCAUAAACCUAGCCCUAACCUUAAACCUAACCCCAAACCUAACCAUAACCAUAACCCUAGCCCAAAUCUAAACCUUAACCCUAGCUCUAACCCUAGCCCUAACCCUAAUACUAGCCCUAACCCUAACCUAAACCCUAACCCUAGCUCUAAGCCUAGCCCUAACCCUAAUACUAGCCCUAACCCUAACCUAAACCCUAACCCUAAACAUAAACUAAACGCUAACCCUAGCCCGAGCUCUUACACUAGCUCCAAUCCUAAUCCUAAUCCUAACCCUUAUUUUAACCCUAACCCUAACUCUAACCCUAAACCUAACCCUAAACUUAACGAUAGCCUUAUCCCUAACCCUAACGGUAAACCCAAACCCUAA